Molecule: messenger RNA, 1221 nt
Organism: Maniola jurtina (meadow brown)
Lineage: Eukaryota; Metazoa; Arthropoda; Insecta; Lepidoptera; Nymphalidae
Gene: Or-54
Product: odorant receptor 59b-like
Exons: 4
Coding region: 1-1170 (389 amino acids)
Biological process (GO): detection of chemical stimulus involved in sensory perception of smell; sensory perception of smell
Cellular component (GO): plasma membrane
Molecular function (GO): olfactory receptor activity; odorant binding
Source: RefSeq, a predicted model, not a curated record
AUGAAUUUUUUUGUUUCUAUAAAAAAAUCUUUGAUGCGUAGUAAAUAUCACUUAAAAAGCAAUAGUGUAGAGAGCAUAAUAUGGCUCGUGAAUUUAGUCCCAUCUCGGGUGGGAUUUUCAAUUUUGAAAGAUACCAUUUCUGCACCUUUCUGGAUUUUACAUCUCUCUUUGCUUGUAUACGUGUAUGGUGUCGGCAAUAUCGUGUACCAGGUCAAAUUCGCUCAGGGAGCUGGUGAUUUCAUAAAAAGUUAUGUCAAUAUUUCCUUAUUGAUCUUAACGUCUAACAAUAGCUAUUGGUUUUUGAUGAAAAGACCACUUCUGAGAGCUGUGCUAGAACAAGUGAGCCAAAAUGAUCGCUUAUCGUUGCAAAGUGACUUUUUAAAGGAUAAGCACGAAAAGCUAUUGGCUAUCGUUAAGAGAAUUGUGCUCAUUUUCUAUGGAUUCAACUACUUUAAUGCAGCUUUUAUUUAUCUACCACACCGAGUUGAUGUAUCAAAUGAUUAUUAUUCUAUGACACCUUGCGUAGGUAUAGAACCUCUAAACGUAACGCCAAAUCGGGAAAUUUGUCAUACGAUAUUAUUUGCACAAGAGCUGACUAUAAUGACGGUAGUUCUCAACUAUCAAGCUCUUCUGCUGUUUCUAAUAGAUCACACUUCAGCCAUGUACCAAAUGCUUUCAGCUGAAAUGUUGGCUUUCAAUGAUUACAAGGAUUGUCCCGAAAGAAAUGCCAAAGUAAAAGAGCGUUUACCGUUUCUUAUUGAACGUCAUGCCUUGAUUUUGGAUGUCAUAAAAAAUCUUAAAGCGUUGUACAGCAUGCCGAUUGGAGUUAAUUUUGGGUCGAACGCUGUUUGCAUCAGUCUGUUUUUCUAUCUGCCAUUGCAAGAAUGGGUGAUGUUCACGCCUAUUCUUGUCUAUUGCUUCCUUGUUUUCUUUUUAUACUGUUAUCUUUGUCAAAGAUUGAUAAACGCUUCAGAAGUUUUUGAGAAUGCAAUUUACAGUUGCGGAUGGGAGAAGUUUGAUUUGAAGGAAAAGAAAACAGUCUAUGUCAUGCUUUUGCUGGCCCAAAAACCUGUAACACUUUUAGCUGCUGAUAUCAUACCCGUAAAUAUAUAUACGUUUGCCACUACAUUGCAAGCGAUGUUUAAGUUUAUAACCGUAGUCAAAUUUUAAGAUGUAGCAAAUAGCAAUAUCUUUAUUAAAGGAUCUUAGUUAUUUCGUUAU